This is a messenger RNA of Oncorhynchus keta (chum salmon), 4394 nucleotides long. RefSeq names its product probable G-protein coupled receptor 34. Gene Ontology annotation, cellular component: membrane. Gene Ontology annotation, molecular function: G protein-coupled purinergic nucleotide receptor activity. The transcript has 2 exons. Gene Ontology annotation, biological process: G protein-coupled receptor signaling pathway. Bases 1154 to 2383 code for a protein of 409 amino acids. The record is from RefSeq and is a predicted model, not a curated record. NCBI's taxonomy places the organism in Eukaryota, Metazoa, Chordata, Actinopteri, Salmoniformes, Salmonidae.
UUGGAGUACGUGACUGUCAGGGUAUGUGGUCUCACAGCGUUGAGGUACGUGACUGUCAGGGUAUAUGGUCUCACAGCGUUGGAGUACGUGACAGUCAGGGUAAUGUGGUCUCACGUGACUGUCAGGGUAUGUGGUCUCACAGCGUUGGAGUACGUGACUGUCAGGGUAUGUGGUCUCACAGCGUUGGAGUACGUGACUCUCAGGUUGUGGUCUCACAGCGUUGGAGUACGUGACUGUCAGGGUAUGUGGUCUCACAGCGUUGGAGUACGUGACUGUCAGGGUAUGUGGUCUCACAGCGUUGGAGUACGUGACUGUCAGGGUAUGUGGUCUCACAGCGUUGGAGUACGUGACUGUCAGGGUAUGUGGUCUCACAGCGUUGGAGUACGUGACUGUCAGGGUAUGUGGUCUCACAGCGUUGGAGUACGUGACUGUCAGGGUAUGUGGUCUCACAGCGUUGGAGUACGUGACUGUCAGGGUAUGUGGUCUCACAGCGUUGGAGUACGUGACUGUCAGGGUAUGUGGUCUCACAGCGUUGGAGUACGUGACUGUCAGGGUAUGUGGUCUCACAGCGUUGAGGUACGUGUCAGUCAGGGUAUGUGGUCUCACAGCGUUGGAGUACGUGACUGUCAGGGUAUGUGGUCUCACAGCGUUGAGGUACGUGUCAGUCAGGGUAUGUGGUCUCACAGCGCUGGUUUCCUGCCCUACUCUGCACUUCACACUGGAGGGGGAGGAUGGGGUCUGUGGUCUGAGGGUUCUGACGGCUGCUAACAGCUGACAAGGGGUGGUUGGGGGAGGUGUGAGAGAAGAACAUCUCGAGGCACAGAGAGAGAGGACCAGAGAGAGGAAGAGAGAGGAGGAAAGAGAGCGAGAGAGUGAAGGAAGGGAGGAGAGCUCAGAGUAACAGACUCAUACUUUUGAGCAAAAGAGACAAAGAAAGAAAAAAGUGUAGGAGAGUAACCAGAGAAGUCCCAACACGAUCCCACUGAACCUGACAACCAAGGGACAGUAGGACCAGGGGCUGUUAAAGGAUAUGUAACGACACACACAUUCUGGACAGUGGACAGUCAAACUACAGCUGCAGAGUCUCUGACAUGGGGGGAAUCUGGAUGCACUGAAGAUCUGCUGGGCCUAAAGACACCCCAGCUUCAACACAAUGCCCACUCUUCCCUCCUCCCCCCUUUCCACCUCCUCUCCCAACACCUCUUUACCCCUGUCCUCCUCUUCCUUCCCCCUCUCCAAUGCCACCUAUCCCCCCUUUACCUCCUCCUCUCCAAACCAGACCCUAUGUAAUCUAGAUGAGGGUGCCCUGCGCCUCCCCCUGGUCUUCUUCUACUCCAUCUUCUUCCUCCUGGGUCUGGUAGGUAAUCUCCUGGCCCUGUGGGUCUUCGUAUUCCUCCACUCCAGGAGGAACUCUGUCCGGGUGUUCCUCAUCAACGUGGCCAUAGCUGACCUGGUGCUCCUGGCCUGUCUUCCCUUCAGAGUCCUCUACCAUGCUAACGGCAACCGCUGGGUCCUCGGCCCCCUGGUCUGUAAAGUGGUGGGCAACCUCUUCUACAUGAACAUGUACAUCAGUAUCACUCUGCUGGGGUUCAUUAGUCUGGAUAGGUAUGUGAAGCUGAAGGGGCGGGGCAGAGCGGGGAGGGGCCUGGCCAGGAGGCUGAGAGGCGGGGGAUGGAGCUGGGUGGCGUGCGGGGCGCUCUGGGGGCUGUCCCUGGCGGCGGCCGUGCCCAUGAUCGCCAUGUCGGAGGGAAACGAGGAACCUGGGAAGUGUUUCCAGUAUAAGCAGCGGCGUGGGGCGAAGGGGAAGGCUUACUUCAACAUGGCUCUGGUGCUGCUGUUCUGGGGGGUGUUCUGCCUGCUGGUGGUCUCCUAUGGGAAGAUAGCCAUGCGCCUCCUCAAGGUGUCCAGGGAUAAACCUGACCUCCCCAAUGCCCACCGCUACGGUAGCGCCGCCAGGAAGUCCUUCUUCGUGCUCUUCCUGUUCACCGUCUGCUUCGGGCCCUACCACGCCUUCCGCCCAUUCUACGUCCUCUCCCAGCUCAGCCAAUCCCCAUCCUGCGAUUACUUGCGCCUGGUGGACAGGACCAAUGAGGUCAUGUUGUUGUUCUCCGCCUUCAACGCCGUCCUGGACCCUGUGAUGUACUUCCUGUUGUCGGGCUCGGUGCGCAAGGCCGCCGUGAAAGCCCUCGGACAGAGCCUCGGCAACCGGCUCCACUUCCUUAACGACGGGACCUCCAACAGCUCGGUAUCAGAGUUCAGACGGACCUCUCUGUCCAUCACCUCCCCCAACACCGUCAUUAACCCCUCCCAUGAGCCCAGGACCAGCCUCUGUCUGAUUAGCCCCACCCUCCACCCUGGCGCAGCCAUAGUGGCAAAGCAGUGAAUUUACAGACCUCAUUGUUUAACUUCAUGGACAUUAUAAUGUAUACCAUGGACUCAACAACUGAUGCAUGUGACAAGGUCCAAUGUCUUGAACUAGACUCAGUUCCCAAGAAUGGACCUGACCAGAUGUCCUGAAUCAAAGUGAUUUACACUACCGCUCAAAAGUUCAGGGUCACUUAGAAAUGUCCUUGUUCUUGAAAGAAAAGCACAUUUUUUUGUCCAUUGAAAUAACAUCAAAUUGAUCAGAAAUACAGUGUAAACAUUGAUAAUGUUGUAAAUGACUAUUGUAGCUGGAAACAGCAGAUUUUUUUAUGGAAUAUCUACAUAGGCGUACAGAGGCACAUUAUCAGCAAAACCCCAGUCUCAACGCAAAACACCAGUCUCAACGCGAAACACCAGUCUCAACGCAAAACCCCAGUCUCAACGCAAAACCCCAGUCUCAACGCAAAACCCCAGUCUCAACGCAAAACCCCAGUCUCAACGCAAAACCCCAGUCUCAACGCAAAACCCCAGUCUCAACGCAAAACCCCAGUCUCAACGCAAAACCCCAGUCUCAACGCAAAACCCCAGUCUCAACGCAAAACCCCAGUCUCAACGCAAAACCCCAGUCUCAACGCAAAACCCCAGUCUCAACGCAAAACCCCAGUCUCAACGCGAAACGCCAGUCUCAAUGCGAAACCCCAGUCUCAACGCGAAACCCCAGUCUCAACGCGAAACCCCAGUCUCAACGCGAAACCCCAGUCUCAACGCGAAACCCCAGUCUCAACGCGAAACACCAGUCUCAACGCGAAACACCAGUCUCAACACAAAACACCAGUCUCAACGCAAAACACCAGUCUCAACGCAAAACACCAGUCUCAACGCAAAACACCAGUCUCAACGCAAAACACCAGUCUCAACGCAAAGCACCAGUCUCAACGCGAAACCCCAGUCUCAACGCAAAACCCUAGUCUCAACGCAAAACCCUAGUCUCAACGCAAAACCCCAGUCUCAACGCGAAACACCAGUCUCAACGCGAAACCCCAGUCAACGCGAAACCCCAGUCAACGCGAAACCCCAGUCUCAACGCGAAACCCCAGUCUCAACGCGAAACACCAGUCUCAACGCGAAACACCAGUCUCGACACAAAACACCAGUCGACACAAAACACCAGUCGACACAAAACACCAGUCGACACAAAACACCAGUCAACACAAAACACCAGUCAACACAAAACACCAGUCAACACAAAACACCAGUCAACACAAAACACCAGUCAACACAAAACACCAGUCUCAACUAGAUAGAGGAACUCUGGACAGAGGAACUCUGCCGAGAAGGUCAGCAUCCCGGAGUCGCCUCUUCACUGUUGACGUUAAGACUGGUGUUUUGCAGGUACUAUUUAAUGAAGCUGCUAGUUGAGGACUUGUGAGGCGUCUGUUUCUCAAACUAGACACUUGUCCUCUUGCUCAAUUGUGCAACCCUUGCAAAAGGGUUUUCUAAAUGAUCAAUUAGACUUUUAAAAUGAUAAACUUGGAUUAGCUAAUGCAACGUGCCAUCAAAUCAAAUCAAUAUUUAUUGGUCACAUACACAUGGUUAGCAGAUGUUAAUGUGAGUGUAGCGAAAUGCUUGUGCUUCUAGUUCCGACUGCAACAAUAUCUAACAUCUCCAUAUGAGAAGAGUAAUGUAGGGUAUGUAAACAUUAUAUAAAGUGGAACACAGGAGUGAUGGUUGCUGAUAAUGGGACUCUGUACGCCUAUGUAGAUAUUCCUUUCUUUUUUAAAUCAGCAGUUUCCAGAUACAAUAGUCAUUUACAACAUUAAUAAUGUCUACACGGUAUUUCUGAUCAAUUUGAUGUUAUUUUAAAUGGACAAAAAAAAUAGCUUUUCUUUAAAAACAAGGACAUUUCUAAGGGACCCCAAACUUUUGAAUGGUAGUGUAAAUGCCUGUGUCUGUCUUGUCAAUAGUAUGUGACACAAUCAUAUCUGAUAUAACACUGUACAAAGCAAAUAAAUAUAUACGAUUUAAGCUCA